This is a messenger RNA of Trichoderma atroviride IMI 206040, 3399 nucleotides long. RefSeq lists its product as uncharacterized. Lineage: Eukaryota; Fungi; Ascomycota; Sordariomycetes; Hypocreales; Hypocreaceae. The record is from RefSeq and is a predicted model, not a curated record.
AUGUUCUCCAACUUGACCAACAUCGUCCAGAGAGCUCAGCAGCUCAUCGAUCCCACCCAGGGACUGAACCUCUCCAACUCGGAUCGGAAUCCUUCCAAAGCCUCCCUGUUCCAGAGCCAGUUCCGACUGCCCUCCUCACAAACACCUCUAUACGAGAUCAAUGCGGAGCUGACCAUCCCGCCCUCAAAUUCCGUGCGCGGCGAUCCGGACCAUGAUAGGGGAUGGCACUAUGCUGGAAAGCUACAUCUUUCAGAGGCCUACAUGUGCUUCUCGACGACGCCGACGAGCUUCACGCAGUCAGCGAGUACCUCGACUUCUUCCGCUUUUACCGGCCAGACCAAUGGCAGCGGCCCGAGUGGAAGCGGCUUCACGUUCCCGCUCUGUGCUAUUAGGCGAGUGGAGAGAUUGAAUAGCCAAAACUUUCAAUUUGCACUUGCAAUUACUACUUGGAACGGCUUACUAGCGGACACCUCAAAGCCCGGCAACGGCAACAACAACAAGAAUGUUCGAGAACAGCGGAUUACCAUCCACUUGGCGGGCACUCGGCAGGCUUGUGAAAGGUUCUGCGACGGCUUGAAGCGAGGUCUCAGAGCCGGAGUUGGCAACGUAGGCAAGCUGCGCAAAGUGGUGGCCGAAUGCUACUCUGAGCAUCUCUUGCGGACAGAUGACAAGGCAAACGUGUCACCGCCGGAUGCAGGACUGGGCAUGGCUUUCCGAUACCCCGGAGAUCCAAAGAAGCUCCGCGACAGGGCCAAGAUGAGACUAUGGGCUGAAUACCUCCGGGAUAAUGGCCGGAAUAUGAUGCUGAUCCGUCAACCCACUUUCCACAAGCUUAUCCGUGUUGGUCUCCCAAACAGACUUCGGGGCGAGAUAUGGGAGGUGACCUCCGGCUCUCUGUAUCUCCGACUGGAAAACCCGACGCUGUACUCCGACACGCUGGCCAAGUACGAGGGCCAGGAAUCGCUUGCCAUCGAUGAGAUUGAAAAGGAUCUCAAUCGCAGUCUGCCCGAGUAUCCUGGUUUCCAGAGCGAGGAAGGCAUUGGCAGGCUUCGCCGUGUUCUCACGGCCUACAGCUGGGUCAAUGCUGAUGUGGGCUACUGUCAGGCUAUGAAUAUUGUUGUGGCUGCGCUGCUCAUCUACAUGUCGGAGUCGCAGGCCUUUUUCCUUCUCUCGGCCCUGUGCGAUCGCCUAGUCCCAGGGUACUACUCUACGACCAUGUAUGGCACCCUUUUGGAUCAAAAAGUUUUUGAAUCUCUGGUUGAAAAGACCAUGCCCAUUCUGUGGGAUCAUCUUGUAAAGAGCGAUGUUCAGCUAUCAGUCGUUUCGCUUCCCUGGUUCCUUUCUCUGUAUAUUAAUUCUAUGCCCCUGGUUUUUGCUUUCCGCGUUUUGGAUGUCUUCUUCGUCGAGGGCCCCAAGGUGCUGUUCCAGGUUGGCCUUGCAAUCCUGCGCAUCAAUGGCGAGGAAUUGCUGGACGCACCUGAUGACGGCGCUUUCAUAUCUGUCCUCAAGUCAUAUUUUGCCAGACUCGAUGAAUCAGCUCAUCCAAAGUCAGAAAACCCCAAGCUGAGGGCGGUCACGAGAUUUCAGGAGCUCAUGGUUGUGGCCUUCAAGGAGUUCUCUGGAGUCACUCACAGCAGCAUCACAGAGCUUCGGCUUAAGAACAAGGACUCUGUCCUGAACAAUAUCGAGAGUUUUGCCAAGAGGACGGCGAUUCGCAACCUAGGGCCCGACAGCAAGCUGCUAAGCCCAGACGAGCUCGGUUCCCUGUACGAUCGGUUCUAUAACGUCUUGUACGAGCGGCAACAACGGGAUCUGACGAUCCAGGAAGAACUGAAGCGCCAAGCAAAGAGUAGCAGACUGCGGGCUUCGGAAAUCCUCGCCACGACUGCUCCCAACGAAGUGGAAAAGGGUCGUGUCGGACUUGGCCCAAGCACCAGUCUCAUGGAUUACGAUGCCUUCCGUGAGUUUUUGGCUGCCAUGUCUAAAUGGGCCAUCUCGGAUUCCAAGGCGAGUGGGGGAGACGGCAAAUAUUACGGUGCCAAAAAGGUUCCCGAUUCCAUGUCGCCUUGGGGUAACGGACCCGAGCCCGCAGAACAUGAGUUUCUGCGACGCGUUUUCAACAAGUGGGAUGUGGACGGAUCAUCAGCGUUGACCCUGCAAAAUGUGGUGACGGGCAUAGCCAGAAUCAAAGGCAAGAAAGACAUCAUGGGCACAAUCACGUAUUUCUUCGAGCUCUACGACGAUGACAACGACGGAAAAGUGGACCGAGAGGGCAUCUUGCGAAUAUCCGAGGCUUUGCUCUUCUUGUCUCGACGCGGACUAGAAGGCACGCUGAGCCCAGGGGCUUCGAGCAUUGGACUGAAUGGCGAUGUUAGCGCCAGCGACUCUCAGAGCAGCUUACCCCCCGAGAUAUCGACCAACGAGCGAUUCCUGGGCAGCAUCAGUGCAUUUAUCAGGCGAUGUUUCGAGUAUGCCGAUCCUGACCACCCAAAAAAUCAAGAUGGGCAGGAUUUUGGAACCUCGACAUUGGACGAAGACCUCAUGGUUGAUCCGAAUGCUUUCGCAAUCGGAGAUGAUGAGGACGAAGAAGAGGAGGAGGAGGAGGAGGAAGAAGAUCUCUUGGCGCUUGAAAAAUCACCACCUGGCACUCCUACGAAAGCUAAAAAGACUGCGGACUUACUGAGCCCGAACAAGGAGAGUUUUGACGGCGCCAGCGUCGAUAAUGAGUCUCGUCGGCGCGUAUCAAAAGCCAAGGCCGAAGCAGCUAACGCAGCGCUCGACCCGGCUCAUCCCCUCCAUAUCACGCUACCCACCUUCCGGAUGGUUGUGCUGGCAGAUGAGAUUCUCGAACAGUUCUUUGAAUCGUCUUUCCCGACCUCGCUUCACAUCAUCGAAGGCCUCCAAGCCCCCAGCAGCUCCUAUUACGGCCCAUCACUCACCACAUUCUCCAAUCUAGGCUUUAGCGCCAGAUCACAGGCCCAGGCGCAAUCCGGACCCAUGGGAGGCGGCCGCGGCUUGCGCGGUGUUUUGGAUAACAUUGUUACGGACGGAAUGCGGGUGGCGACCGAGGUGCGGAGGAGGAUGGAAGAGGCUCAGAGGGAGCUGGAAAAGAAUGCUCUGCCCAGCCAGCGGACAGAGGACGAUGAAGAAGAUGAUGACGAUGUUGGCGUGGCAAUUGGUGUGAGAAAGGGCGCUAGCACGGAUAUUGAGCGCCGGUCAGUCAUGAGCACUGACCGCGACCUUUUAGACGGAGCAGAUGCACAAGCAGGGUCCGGGGCGGCUUCAAAGGGACCAGGGCAUGAUCAUAACUUGUUAGAGGUUGACACGGCGGCUGGACGGCGCCGAGCCAACAGCGCGUCGACGACAGGGGGGUCGGCUGUACUAGAAUUUGAAGGGUAA